CUCCGAUGACGUCAACUUCCUGCGCAUGCUUUUGAUGACAAUCGAUCCUCCCUCACAAAUGGCAGCCGAAGUUGUCUUUUGAACCGAAGUCAAUCGAAAAACGGAUAAAUAUGUCGAUGACGGGAAACGAUGGAAUGGGAUAUCUUAUCCCGAUCGUAAAUAAAUUACAGGAUGCCUUUACUAAACUGGGAGUUAGCUUGACCCUCGAUUUACCUCAAAUCGCCGUCGUCGGUGGACAGAGUGCGGGCAAGAGUAGUGUUUUGGAAAACUUUGUCGGAAGAGAUUUCUUACCAAGAGGAUCUGGCAUUGUAACAAGACGUCCAUUGGUUUUGCAGCUGUUUAAUUCAAAUACUGAAUGGGGUGAAUUUCUUCAUUGCAGAGGUAAAAAAUUUACAGAUUUUGAUGCUAUUCGCAAGGAAAUUGAAGAUGAAACAGAUAGAUGUACUGGUAGUAACAAAGGAAUUUCAUCACUUCCAAUUAAUUUGAGAGUAUAUUCACCAUAUGUUUUGAAUUUAACCUUAAUUGAUUUGCCUGGGUUAACAAAAGUACCUGUCGGUGACCAGCCUCCAGAUAUUGAAGUUCAAAUUAGAGAAAUGAUUUUAUCAUUUAUUCGGAAAGAAAACUGUCUCAUUUUGGCAGUGACACCUGCAACUCAGGAUUUAGCAACAUCAGAUGCAUUAAAACUUUCAAAAGAAGUAGAUCCAGAAGGAUUACGUACAAUUGGAGUAAUUACCAAACUAGAUCUAAUGGAUGAAGGAACAGAUGCAAAAGAUAUAUUAGAAAAUAAAUUAUUACCACUUCGACGGGGUUAUAUAGGUGUUGUAAACCGAAGUCAAAAAGAUAUUGAAGGUAGAAAAGAUAUCAAAGUGGCUUUGGAUUCAGAAAGAAGGUUUUUUUUAAGUCAUCCAAGUUAUAGGCAUAUGGCAGAACGUAUGGGAACACCAUAUCUUCAAAGAGUUUUAAAUCAACAAUUAACAAAUCAUAUUAGGGAUACUUUACCAAGUUUACGUGAUAAACUCCAAAAGCAGCUGAUUUCAAUGGAAAAAGAUGUAGAUGAAUAUAAGAACUAUCAUCCAGAUGACCCAUCUCGUAAGACAAAAGCAAUGCUCCAGAUGAUUCAACAACUGCAAACUGAUUUUGAACGAAGCAUAGAGGGAUCCGGAUCUGCCUCUAUUAACACUAGUGAAUUAUCUGGUGGUGCUCGAAUCAAUAGAGUCUUUCACGAAAGAUUUCCUUUUGAAAUUGUAAAGAUGGAAUUUGAUGAAAAAGAAUUAAGAAGAGAGAUUGCAUUUGCUAUUAGAAAUAUUCAUGGAAUAAGAGUUGGUCUCUUUACCCCAGACAUGGCCUUUGAAGCCAUAGUAAAGAAACAAAUAUCAAAAUUAAAAGAACCUGCUUUAAAAUGUGUAGAUUUGGUGGUUGCUGAACUUGGUAAUGUAGUCAGAAAAUGUGCAGAAAAGAUGAACAGUUAUCCAUCUUUAAGAGAAGAAACAGAAAGAAUUAUCACCAGUCACAUUCGACAGAAAGAACAACAAACAAAAGCUCAAAUCAGUUUAUUAGUUGAAACUGAGUUGGCAUAUAUGAAUACUAAUCAUGAAGACUUCAUAGGUUUUACAAAUGCUCAACAAACAGCAGAAGCAACAACUGGCAAGAGAAAACUUGGAAAUCAGGUUAUUCGUAAAGGUUGGAUGUGUAUUCAUAAUCUCGGGAUAAUGAAAGGUGGUUCGAGAGAUUAUUGGUUUGUACUAACAUCAGAAUCUAUAUCUUGGUUCAAAGAUGAAGAAGAGAGAGAUAAGAAAUACAUGCUGCAAUUAGAUGGUUUACAGAUUAAAGAUGUUGAUCCAGGUUUUAUGUCUCGUCGACAUACUUUUGCUCUCUUCAAUCCAGAUCAAAGAAAUGUUUACAAAGAUUAUAAACAACUGGAAUUAUCUUGUGAAAGUCAAGAAGAUGUAGAUAGUUGGAAAGCUUCAUUCUUGCGUGCUGGUGUUUAUCCAGAAAGAACAACAUCAGAAUUAUCUAAUGGUGAAACUGGCGGUGGAGAAGGAACUACUUCAAUGGAUCCUCAGUUAGAACGACAAGUUGAAACUAUUCGAAAUUUGGUAGAUUCUUACAUGAGAAUUGUUACUAAAACUUUCCGUGAUCUUGUACCAAAAAUUAUAAUGCACUUAACAAUCAAUAAUACAAAAGAUUUUAUAUAUUCAGAGUUGUUGGCUGCAUUAUAUGCAUGUGGAGAUCAGGCAAAACUAAUGGAAGAAUCCGCCGAUGAGGCUCAUAAAAGAGAGGAGACAUUGAGAAUGUACCAUGCAUGUAAAGAAGCAUUACAGAUCAUUGGUGAUGUAUCAAUGCAAACCUCAUAUCAACCAUUACCACCUCCAAUAAAAGAUGAUUGGCUAAAAAUACAACCUCCUGAAUCACCACGGCCAUCUUCACCUUCACCGGGUAGUGGUAGAAGAAAUCCUGGUGGAUCUAGAGCACCGCCGCCACCACCCUUGGCAUCGCGUCCCGCUCCGGGACGUCCAGAUCCAUCUGGACCGAAUCGACCGCCUCCGGCUGCUCCGCCAAGGCCCAUUAGUUCAGGUGGACUUCCACCACCAUUAAUUCCUUCUCGCAGUCCCAGUGGAAAUGCUCCUUCUAUACCACCUCGAACAUAAACCAUCUAUGUAAUCAAUGGGAUUUUGGAUGUCUGAUUUCCUCUCUGGCUAACCUUAUGUUAUUCAUAAUUGCAGUUGGCUUAUGCCAUCAUUGUUAUAUACAUCACAAAAUUGGUGUUUGUUAUUCUCACAUAAUUCCUUAAGUUGGUUCUAGUUUAUAGUCUGUUAUCACAAAACAUAUAUAUGAUAUAUAUAUAAACUUAUAUAUAAAUGAUUCAAAUAUGAUGUUAUAGAAAUAGCUGAUGUUGUAUAUUAUAUAUAAAUAAAUAUAUAUAUAUAUAAUACAUACCAUAAAAAUGAUAUAUAAUGCGACCUACGAAACAUUUAGUUAGGUCUUUAAAAAGGAUUUAAAUUAUUGUAUUUAGUGGACGAAAGAUCACUGUAUAGUAAUUAUGUAUAAAGUAUAAAGUUAAAUAUUGAGAGCAGCUGUUACUUUCUGCUACUUGCAGAAAUUUGUGUUCUUUCCCCCUCUAUUUCUCUGUAUCUCUCUCUCACUCAGUGUGCUUUGGAGCAUAUUUAUUUCCUUUAAAUGCAUGUUUUUUUUGCCAUUGGGACUGUAGUGGUGCUUUUAUUUUUGGUUUAUUUGAUGUCGUUUGAUGAUGAUUAGCAAAUACUACUACUAUUUUUUAUUGUCUCCACUAGGAAUUUUAUUUCUAGAAGCAGAAUGUGAUAUAGAUAAUAGUGCAUGUACAAUUGGAAGUGAAGUUUUCGGAUUGCAUCGCUAGAAUGCUUUAAGUAUAUUAUUAUUAUUGUACUAGAUAGCAUGAUUCUACCAUUAGAUAAUUUUAAUUAUAAAAAAAAAUCAAUUUAAAAGCAUUAGAUAAAUUAAAGCAUGAUUACUGUAGUGAACAGAAGUACCUUUUGCCUUUCCUUCUGUAGGCGUCCUGUUCCUAAUCUUCCUCCUCCACGUAUUCCUGAUAGACCGCAGGUACCCACCAGACCCAAUUAGAAGAGAGAUUCACGGCUGGUAUAUUCCAUUAUUGAUAAAUUGUUCAUUUUUUUAUCAUCAAUUCAUGAAAUCAUUUUUGUUAGCUGCACAAAAAAAAAGUGAAUAAAAAUUCACCUGUAAACAGUUGUAAAAUUUAAUGUAACAUGAAAUGUUAAGUUGAUUAAUGAAAUGCUUGUAAAUAUUUGAAUUUAUCAGUCAUAGUUGAUACAAUACACUGCGUUAAAAAUUUGUUAAACUUACAAAUGCCAAGAUCCUAUGUGAUAACAGAAGAAACAACGUGGUGAUACCGAAUAAGAAGAAAAUGUUAAAUCCAAAGUAUUGUUUCGUGUCUCUUAAAAUUGGUUUUUGAAAUUAAAAUGUAGAUACUUUAAAAAAACUGCAAGCUUUAAGGUAAAAUUCUUCAUAAGUUAUAAAGUAAAUAUUCUAUUCUAACCAAUAUUUGAUUUAAUAUUGUAUUUAUAUAUUUAUCUUUACCAGAAACAAUAUAUUUUAAUGCAUGAUAAUAUCAUUCAAAGUUGAUACUGUGCAAAUCUUUUUCUAAUUUUAUACACUUUUUUGCUGUUUGGAAAAAAAUACUUUGUACAAUAAAUGUGAUGUAUACAUGUAGCUAUAAAUAUGGUGUAUUUCACUGCCAUUAUUGAAAGAUAUAUUCUGUUCAAAUCAGUAUUCUACAGUAUCAGAACUUUCAAAAAUAUAUUAUAAAAAUGUUCGAUGUAUAUUGUAUUUUUCUGGUAUAGCCAAGUUUCUCGACCACAUAUCCUUUGUUGUAUGAUAGAGAAGCAAGCGAUCAUUCCAAGAAUAAAAUAGGGAUUUUUUUUUUAAUUCUUGGCAGAGAGUUGUGUACAGAAGCAUUAGUGUAAAGACUGAAAAUUGAUUGUAUAUGUGCAAUAAAAUAAUUCAAUCUUCAUUGUAA
Messenger RNA from Centruroides sculpturatus (bark scorpion), 4510 nucleotides. RefSeq names its product dynamin-like. The record is from RefSeq and is a predicted model, not a curated record. Gene Ontology annotation, molecular function: microtubule binding; GTPase activity; GTP binding. Bases 111 to 2648 code for a protein of 845 amino acids. Gene Ontology annotation, biological process: receptor-mediated endocytosis. The transcript has 19 exons. Gene Ontology annotation, cellular component: cytoplasm; synapse; plasma membrane. NCBI's taxonomy places the organism in Eukaryota, Metazoa, Arthropoda, Arachnida, Scorpiones, Buthidae.